AUGGACUUACUGAAAAUAUUGGACGCCAAGCCCGAACCAACAAUUGCAACCGAGCAUUUCGAGGUGGAGGAGAAAUACCAGCUAUCCAACGAUUACAAAAUCCCCACCGGAUUGAGCGAUUUCCAGAAGGAGCUGAUAGACCAGAUCGUGUCGUUGCACUACAGUGACAUCCUCAAGUUCUUUGAACGGGUGGACGAUACCCAAGAGAAUGACCGUGUGAUUGUGGACUCUCUUGAGACAAUGCUGCUGAACACGCAAUUGGUUUGUUCCCAUCCGUACUUGUUGAUUGACCACUAUUUUCCUAAAAGUUUAACUGCAAGAGAUAUUCCCAAACGGCUUUCCGAAACAAGCGGCAAGUUCAAGAUUCUGAGCGACCUGCUCAACAUUCUGGACAGCAUCUACAAUGUCAAGGGCAAACAAAGUAUAGAUAUAGCCAUCAUUGCUAGACCAGGCAAGACCCUUGACUUAAUUGACGCUCUUUGCAUUGGCCACAAGUGCAACUUCAAGCGGUAUUCUGGGACAAAGUUGAAGGAAUCUGCGGGAGCAAACAAGAAGAACGUGAACUUGAACGUUCACCUGUUUCCCUCGGACUCGAAAGAUUUCACGUCUGAGCCCAACACGAGAAUGAAGAUAAUCAUCUCGUUUGACAUCAGUUGUUCUUUGGACCACGACAGGAUCUUGAGACUCCGCAACAGAAGCACCAAGAUUUUGCAUCUUGUUCCCAUCAAUACGAUUGAGCACAUUGCGCUGUAUUUCCGCAACCAGGUGGAAACCAGGAACUACAAUGACUACCUAAAGCCGGUCACGGCUGCUGCGGUGGUUCUGAGGGACCGGGCUGGGCAGUUGCCAUUGGAGCUACGGCCAAUAUACAACAAGAACCUGGAGUUUUUGAGCAACUGGAUGCGCGAUCCAGAGGUCCACCGGUGGCCGUUGCUGGACAUGCCGAUCAUUCCAACGUACACCUCGAACGAUGUUGAGCGGUCUUUGUUAACAGAGGUGAAGUUCAAUUUUGACAACGAUGAUUUCCUCAAGGAGGAGGAGACUAAGGACAGUGACCUGAACCUGAACUUCAACUUCAGCGGAAAGACCAAGAUGAUCGGACACAUUAUCCAGCCCCGGUUCAAGAGCAAUCACCAAAAAAAGACCGAUUUUUACGAGUCCAAGCGUCUUGAGAAGAAAUACUUGUUCAAUGUUCUGAAUUCCGACAACAAGACGCUGACGGGGAUCUCCAAGGACAUUGCGAUGGACCAGAUACUGACCCAUACACUGAUGUUCCACUUUGGCCAGAGACUGCAGGAGCUGAUUGCGAAGAACGAGGAGCUAAGGUCGUUUGACGAGUAUUACGGAGCACACUCCAAAAACAUCGAGGAGAUCAUGGCCACUUACCGGAAGAUCUCGUCGGAGUUGCAGGAACGGGAGGACUCUGCGGCCCGGAGCAGCAAGGAGGUGACUGCUUCGAGCGAGCGCAUUGCUGUCCACAAAGAGAACAUACAGACCUACAAGCACGAGAUCGAGGAGAUAACGAGCAAGAAAGACAAUUUUGAGGAGACGGCAUCGCUGUGGCUAAAGUACGACAGCGAGCUUGUGCAUCUGGAGGAGGAGAUCGAGAAACUGGAAGGCAAGAUUGAGGCUGCGACGAACGAGAGCUCGUACAUGACCGCGGAGCUGGAACGGGCUAGCACGUCGAUUGUUGAGUCCGAGAAGGAGAUCGCAGAGAAGCAGACGCAGAUCGGAUUGUUACGGCAGCAAGUUGAGAGUCUCAAAAAGCAAGACGACGAGGAUCGACUGCAGAAGCUGGAAGCAGCCAAAAAAGAGUACGAGUCCACACUGCGGAAGAAUCAGCUGUUGCAGGAAGCAAUGGAGACGUCGUUCAAAAAAGUGACCGACUCGGAAAGCCGAUCACGAUAUGUAAACUACUCGAGAAACGGGCUGCUUUCUAAAAAGAAUGCAGGCGCUACUGUUUAA
Molecule: messenger RNA, 1965 nt
Organism: Ogataea philodendri
Lineage: Eukaryota; Fungi; Ascomycota; Pichiomycetes; Pichiales; Pichiaceae
Exons: 1
Coding region: 1-1965 (654 amino acids)
Cellular component (GO): nucleus; HDA1 complex
Source: RefSeq, a predicted model, not a curated record